AUGCAAGACGUCAUCCUCGCAAAGUUCUUCGAGGCCUGCGAGCUCUACAGAGACAUGCUGUCGAAGCUGGGCCGAGCAGCUAGUGUCGUCGUCGGCGACAUCGAACACAACCUCGGCAAAUCCAAAGCGGUUUACUCGGAAGCUCCAGAAGAGCGAAAGACCUUGUUGGCCUACCUGCAGCUGCCGGCUUCUCAUGUGGGGAUUGAGAAGAUCACAUGGCUGCUGAGGGGCGUGGAGUUCUUUCUUACGAUGAUUAAGCUCAUCUUCACGCCGGAGUCCAGCGGAAACCCGGCCGUGGAGGCAUACCAGCAAACCUUGAUGCAGUAUCAUGGCUGGAUGCUCCAGCAGACGGUGAAACUUGGCAUGCGCGCCAUGCCGUCAAAGGAUGGCAUCGUGCAGUCUGAGGGCCUGGUGCUAGGCGAUGUCUCGGCUGAGCAGAGGAAAGCGCUCUGCGAGCGUGACGCGCCGGUAGUUACGGGGGACCUGCAUUGUGCACCCUUGGAUAUGACAGCUCGGCAGGAGCGUAGUUUCACCGUGUCGCAGGCAAAGUGCAAGGUGCAGAAGGAGGUGAAUGAGAAAGUAACGAAGGAGGAGGAAGGUCAGGUGGCAGGGGAGACGACAAACAUGACGAUGUACAAGGUGAAGGAGGCGGCUUGGAAGGUGCAGCUCAAGAUGUGGCUGGCUGGAGAAGCCGUCGAAGUUGAUGAUACCGAAUACCGCAAGCCGCUGGAUCUGGUAAGGCAGCAUGCCCGCGAGCGCUGGAAUCUCCUUCCUGAGGACCUCAUUGUCCUCACCUGCGGCGGAGGGACGUUAAGUGAAAACUCACGCAGCGAGGACGUAAGUGGCGAUGUGUUUUUCUUCCUCCAAAAAUGUCUGGAAUCAGAGGUUGACGUAGUGCCAGCACGGCUUGAUCCUGCCGAUCCGACUUUGGCAACAUUUGGCGGUGGUGAGGAGCUAGACGAGGUGGUUGGCCAGCGAUGUGUAGACGUCAUUGACCCGGCAUUUGAGGCUUUCCGCAGCAACAUCGCUGAGGCGCGAGCUCGAAUUGCGGAGUCCAGAUCGGUUGCAGCAUUGGCCCUGCGAUGUGAAGAGCGGGUGGCCGUGCAGCGCCUUGCAGCUCGGGCUGUGCUGGACAACCUGACGAGCCAUCGCACUGCGUGCAGUCGCUCAAUGUCGCUGCUCGCGCAGAAGUCCAGUCGGGUUCAAACAAGGCUGAAUGAUAGCUUGGACAAGGUAGAGGUUUCCAUGAAAGCUUUGGAAUCUGUUGUCCUCCAUGCGGCCCUGCAAACGCAGGGCCGCACUACGUUAGCAGACGUGAUGCCACGCGAGCGGAUACGACGCUUCACCGAAGGCCUCGAGGCAGAAAGGGCGCAGUUGAUCCAGAGACUGGGAAAACUCCAGCGUCAGGACAACCAAUUGCAGGCCCUGUGCGAUCAAAUAGCAGAGCGUGUGGAGCAACUGAUUCAUGACGAUGGUGUUGGUGUCGAAGCCAAGUCGAUACAAGACGAGCAGGGGCGUGCGCAACGAGAGUUGCUGCCGGAGCUCCGAGCAUUGGUUCCCUCUGCUGGGGCAGCGCCUUCAAGAGUUCUGGAGGACGAAAAGCGCUCAGCACUUGUUCUUGAUGGUGUGAAAACUGCUUGCGCCAAUGUGCGCUCAUCGCUAGACCAGCUACAAAGUUGCUGGGAUCGUCAACAUCAAACUUUUGUACAGAGGCUUCGAGAAGUGGCCUAUGUACAAUCCAAGGUGCGGUAUGUGGAAAGGCAGGCCGCGCUGCUGGAGGAAGAGGUCAACGCGCAGUCCAACAACUCUCAGCAACUAAACCGUUUGCAGAAAAUGCCACGUGCGUACAACAGCACGCUCCGGGAAGUUGCGCUGAGACGGCAGUUUCGUGCACGCUAUCUCGCGCAGGGCGAAAAGGCCCUGACGACGCUGUCAAGGAUGGUGGAAGUGGAGAACAGCAGGCGGCGAACCUUCUUGCAAAGAUACAGCUGCUACCUGCCUACGGAUUUCGUGCAGGGGCUAGGAACACUUGCACCGCUUGCAACGGUUGAGGUACCGGACUUUGACUCCCAGCUGCCAGAGAUUGACAUGGCGUAUGCCGAGGUUGGCUCGUCUGGGCCAGCCUUGGAGGCUUCAGGUCAGCACGCUGCCUCUGUGGCGUCUUCGUCCCCGUUGUCCGCCAACGCAUCAAGCAGUGCCGUGGCCAACUCUACGUCAGAGCUUCCACGUGCUGAGCCUUCCGAGAUUGUGUCCAAAGCGCUGGCCGAAGAUCCCCCAGAGGAGAGCGAGGAAACUGCAAACAAGGAAGAUGCGCUUGCCAGAAUCGCAGAGCUUGAGGCACGCAACAAGGCUUUAGAAGAGCAGCUCGAGAUCUUGCGGCAGGAGCAAGCUGCAAGAGGAGCCUCUGAAGCAGAGAAUUUUCAACAGUAG
This is a messenger RNA of Symbiodinium natans, 2430 nucleotides long. Lineage: Eukaryota; Dinophyceae; Suessiales; Symbiodiniaceae. The record is from the annotation of a GenBank genome assembly.